Symbiodinium sp. CCMP2592 is the source of this 4089-nucleotide messenger RNA. Lineage: Eukaryota; Dinophyceae; Suessiales; Symbiodiniaceae. The record is from the annotation of a GenBank genome assembly.
AUGCCUCGUGAUGCCGGCCCCCGCAAGCCCACCCUCAAGCAGCUGGCGAAGCAGAAAGCGAAGGACAUCAAGACCCGGGAGCGCAACGAGGCGACGUUCGCAUCCGCCGUUCAGCACUCCAAAAGCACCAUACUCGACGUGGACAUGCGGUUCAUUCAAGACACGCUGACCCAGAACCCGACUUGGAUUUCUCCACUCGCUGGUCUGAUCCGCUCGGGCUCGUUGAAUGGUCUUCUGAAGGACGUUGCCAAGAAGGAGGAGACCGGUGGACUGAGAUGGAAGGGCAAGUGCACCAAAUGGGGCAGUUUGCCGCUUGAGAUGGCGAGCUUAAUGCUCAAGCAUUGCGGUGUGGAGCUCGCGGAGGACGUACAGAAGGACGAACCCGUCGUACGGACCCUCUUCGAGAUCCAGUUCUGGGCAGCCAAGUCGGCGUCCUUGCCAUCUCGUGCGGACAUUCGCUAUCAGUCCACGUUGGUCAAGUUAGCGAGGGCCCGCAUGGAGGACGUUGGUCGCAACUACAUAGCUGCGGUGAACUCGGCGGAGGCUAUCAGUGUUGACCGGGACAGGUACAACAUCUGGUCACUUGAGAACAACACGUUGUACUGCCACGUCUUUGCCACACAAGAUGGACACCCUCGCCGUUCCCGCUCGGAGUUCGUACCCAACGAGUCGUACCUCAGCCACGAGCUUCCUACUCUCCCGGACAACAAGACGUGGCAAUUGGACGACCCUUUUGCGGUGGACUGUGUCAUUUCAGAUGGACAGCAUAACUCGUUGUUCAGUUUUGAAUGCGCGAGUUUCUUUCCUACUUUGCCGGACAUGAAGGCCAAGUGGACCUUCGACUUGUCGUCGGACGCAGACACCACGGACGCUCUGAAAAAAGAGAUCGAGUCGCACUUUCUCCAGAGUUCGUUCUCCCUCCUCAAGCAGCAGGAGCACGCUGCAAACGCCGAGAAGAAGGGCACCAAACGAAAGGCAUCCUCGCAGCAGAUGCAGGACGACAUGGAGGACGACAACGAGCAAGCGGACAAUGAGGAGCACACGGGUGACCAGAUGGAAGAGGUAGCAGCUGGACGAAGCACACGUUGUACAGACACACGUUGUACAGAGUUUGCCACGUCGAGCUUUGCAACGAUUGUUCUUUUGCAUCAAUGGCACCAGGGUAUGCGCAAAGAUGCCAAAUGGAAGAAGCCGGCAGAGGAGGUAUCCAAGCUGGCCGGGGAGUUGCUUCAAGGCCUCGCUUCCUUGUUCCUGCAGACCCCGCAGGACUUCUCAUUCACGUGGGACGGAAACACUCUGGUGCUGCCGUUCAAAGGAGGUUCGCUGGACGUGGACGAGGUUGUACUGCAAAACAGUUUACUUGCUAAAGUACUACACCGCGAUCGUUCCCGAUUCAUGGACGUGCUGCAGGAUGUGAAUGUGGACUGCACCCGUCGGACAAUUGGAGACACUCGCAAGUCAUCUAGUUUGAGGACGAAGUACUACUUGUUGGCGGCUUUGGCACGUGCCAUGGAUUCGUCGGACGACACGCAUUCCUGCUGGACAUCUUUGAAUGUGAAGCAAGUGAUGCAGCUUAGGAGCACCUCCGGAUAUCGUCGGUCGUCCACGAGUUUUCGACAAGAGGUUGCGAGUUCAUCGAAUGCCACACGCAGGACACUUACCUCCACAUUGCAAGGACAUGCGUUCACCGUGCAGGACAGCAGCGAACAGCAGGACGAACAAAAGAUCAAGAAGCACGCUUCUAUGGACGCACACAGGCUAGCACGCAUGGAGCGAUACGCCUAUGUCACGCAGGGCAAGUCAGAUUUCCUCUCGACGGACAUUUUGUGCGUGGUGGUCCAGAAAUCGUCCGUCUUGUCGGCUGAGCAGUGGAAAGCUAUGUGGAACAAGGCUUCCAAGAAGUUCCUCGGGAUCGAGAAACCCGUUGGACCUGGUCAUGCGGAGGACCGGCUGGCCACACUGUCUUGGAUGCAGGACAUAAACCACGGCUUGCGACCCAUUGGCUGGACUUUUGGCUGCUGCCAGAGCACGCCGGCCGGCCCCGCGGAGGACGACACGAAGGCUAAACGUGCACCGAUCAUGAUUUUGUGCACCGACCAAGAAGCAACACAGCUGGCGGCUGUCUCCUUCUUGAGGAACAAAAAGAGCCUCUGGAUCGAACACGUCUCGGACCCCGCCCACAGGUCGCACAACGACGUGGCUUUGGCCUUGUCGGCCGCUGGACUCCUGAAGUUCUGCACGUGCAUCUCGCUGUACAACAUCAGGUAUGGACCCUGGCAGAAGGGCUCGUGGGCGUUGAAGAUCCAGCAAGCCGCAAAUCGCAUGAAGGACAACAUGGACCCCUCGGACCCGAUAUUGCUCCUUUUCUUCCCGGACAUUCUGCUGGACGCCGGCCUCUCCCCCCUGGACGACAACACGGAGGAGAAACGCAGGUCGUUUUUGCAGACAUUACCCGACAUGGACUGCAUCCGCAUCAAGGGCACGAAGGCCAGCAAGAGUCGGUUCAAUUCCCUGACGACGGCCCACAGCGCGCUGGACAAAGAGUGGUCGGUCUUGGCUUUAGUUCUCACGGUGGUCUGCUUGGAGCACAACUGGGCAGUUUCCACUAAGGACCUCUUCUCGCAGGACAGCAACCAGGCCCGUGCCUCGGUUCCAUAUGGUGGAAGCAAGUCUUCUGCCAUACAGGAGGCCAAGCAAGGCAUGGACCAGGAGCGGAAGGGCAGCGCGAACAGUCUACACUUAAUGACGAAGUUCGUGAUCUCGCAGGACAACAAGACGACAGCCAGGAUGAUGUUCCAGGUCUUGCAACCCGAAGAGCUUCGUUGUUCGCUCAUGCUCAAGCAGCUGCGUUCCAAAGGCAUGACGAAGGACUACUACUCUGGCUGGGCACACUGGUCUUGGAUGAGCACUGCAAAGGACCACGUCAGGACUUUGUCGAAUUUGGAAGGUUUAUCUCGUGUCGGCCUCGACCUGACACUGGCACGCGCACAACCCCCGGAGGAGACAGAGCUUGUCUGGCAGGACUCGCUCGCAGGCCAAAUGACGCAGUUGACACUACAGAUCCUGCGGCUGCGGGCCGGGGCACAGCUGUACCAUACUGGAGGUUUCGGUGCGACCGCAGGACUAGUCCAUGCUGAAGAGCAGUUCCGUCGGGCAAGCUUGGAUUUUUUCAAAGAGAUGCAGUCUUGUAUCCAGGACACGCACAGUGGUGGUUCUCGUAUGGCAAAAAAAUUGCUCGAAGGUCAUUUCUCCCAAGGGCCGAUUAGUCGGUACAUCCUCGCCGAUCUUUGCACUACCCGGUUUCAGAGCCUUACGGAGGACGUUGCACACGUAUUGACCAGCAUUUGGUCGGGCCUCUUGAACACGAAGAUCAUCGAAGACUGUAAUAAAGUCCAGCGCGAGGCCGAGCAACGACAUUCGUCUUCGAAGGACUUGGGUCGUUUGGACGGAUGGAAGGCUGUGACCCAACAGGCCGUGGUCAAGAUGUACGAGAGGGUGGAGGCACUGUCAACGGAGCUCUACCACACGCCGGCAGCGUUUGACGUGGCCAAACUUUUCUGCAAAGACACCGAGAAGAAGAAGAUUCAAGCAGUUCGUCGUCGUUCCGAUUCGUCGGUCAGCACGCAGGUCAGUGCCUCGGAGGUGCAGGAAGCACAGCUUCUUGCAGACGUGACGAAGACGAGGGACUGGGUCUCCCACAACCACGCCGAGGAACAGGAGGUUUUGGCUGCCUUCAGUUUACUGAUGAAGGCGUGGAGGGCCAAGCGAUGGUCGCUUUGUGAAGAAGGUUGGUGCUCUGGACUUUUGCCCGAAGGACAUGUUGUACUGGCAGGUGCAGACCCGUUGUUCAUCGUUCGGACAUACCGUUUGGCUGCACUCGCAUGGCCCGGCAAGAUCGUUAAGGACAAGGACCAUGAGUUUUUCGAAUUCAACAUGGGCGUUCGGUCUCUCUUUUGGAUGCACAGCACAUCUUUGGACUUGGAAGUGUUGCGGCUGCGAGUUGUUUCACCUCUGCGUGCCUCGGCUGCAGUACAGUUGAACAUUGUCAGCCCGACACGGACAUUCUCUACAUAUAUAUUCGUCCUAUAA